UGGAACGUCAUUGAUUAUUUUUUAAAACUUGUGGAGGAAGUACCGGCUAUUAAUAUGAAGCAAGCAGCACUGAAGAUUGUGAGAGAUUUAGAGCUUCUCCAAGCAGCUUUGAUUCAUCUACCUAAAGUUAAGAAUCAGAUAACCACAAUGAUGAGCCUCUUGAAAAAGAAAAGUCCUGUAAUUUCUAUAUUUUGGGAGAAGUACUCUUCAGUCCUAAAGAUGAUUCCGCUUGACCACAAGUUAUACGUCCGGAAGACCCAGGUCCUCCUCGAAAAAGAGGCAAUGGGCAGAGCUACUUAUAAAAGAAAUCAGACUAGCUUCUCCUCCUCCUCCUCCAAGCCCUAA
Mucor mucedo is the source of this 345-nucleotide messenger RNA. RefSeq lists its product as uncharacterized. The transcript has a single exon. NCBI's taxonomy places the organism in Eukaryota, Fungi, Mucoromycota, Mucoromycetes, Mucorales, Mucoraceae. The annotation marks the transcript as partial. The record is from RefSeq and is a predicted model, not a curated record.